AAGGUGGGAAAAGAAAAGACGACAAUUGGCCAAAGUUUAAGGUCUUGUCGCCAUGGGCCCUGGUGAUGACAUCUUGUUGGAUUGCUGCCAAUCUUAAGCUCACCAACACAGUGACUCCCUCCCAGUUGACCCACAGACCACUCUGCAACAAGCAGCCUACACAUAUUUCAUGAGAAUGGCAUCUCCAUAUAGCCGCCCCAGUCCCAUCAGGGUCAAAUGUGUCAUGAACCAUCGACAUGUAAAAACCCUAAACUUCCAGGUUGUUAAUGGAGAAAUAAGGCUUGGGAAUCAAAAUAUCACCUACCUUAGUGCACUGUCCACUGGUGGUAAAGUGUACAUCACACAGUCCUCUUCAGACAGUGCAGCCUUUGAAGAGGGUGUGACGUACUACGUCAAAAACUACACCUUGUCCUCAAGGUAUGGCCAGGAACGUCUGUUCAUGGGGCUGAACACAAGGACAUACAAAACUGCUCCCCUCACACUGACGUUUGACGCCGAGAAGAUGGCCAGAGACGCUCUCAUUCCACCAUCUGUCUCGGUGACUGGGGAUGACCAGGACCUAUUUUCAAAAGGGGGCUACUUGAGUCUGACGGGAACAGUCGAACAUUUGCAGUUUCCCAGGAUGACUACUGUGAGGGACACAGAAGUCCCCAUCUUGGAUCUGGGGAUCAAAAGCGGCUCCAGGAUCCUUGAGGUGUCCUUGUGGCGGGACCAGGCCCUGACCAAGCUGCAACUGAAUGAUAAAAUUAAUAUCGGUCACCUCAGAGCAAACGCCAAGGCCGAAAAGUUUAACUCAACGGUCUACACAACUGUGGAGGUUUUGGAGCAAGGACCAGUGGUGGAGGACAUACUGUAGUAGUCAUUGGCUUGUCCG
Messenger RNA from Clarias gariepinus (North African catfish), 874 nucleotides. RefSeq lists its product as uncharacterized. The record is from RefSeq and is a predicted model, not a curated record. Lineage: Eukaryota; Metazoa; Chordata; Actinopteri; Siluriformes; Clariidae. The transcript has 4 exons. The coding region runs from base 170 to 856 and encodes 228 amino acids.